Molecule: messenger RNA, 1925 nt
Organism: Papilio polytes (common Mormon)
Lineage: Eukaryota; Metazoa; Arthropoda; Insecta; Lepidoptera; Papilionidae
Product: stabilizer of axonemal microtubules 2
Exons: 13
Coding region: 120-1679 (519 amino acids)
Molecular function (GO): microtubule binding
Source: RefSeq, a predicted model, not a curated record
GUAAUGAUUUUUAGAUAGAUAUGAUUUUUUAAAAUUCUUUACCGUUUGUAUUACUUUUAGGUUUUAGAUUAGUUUUUAUUUUUAUUCAUUUGAUUUAGGCAAAGGAUUGUCUUGAAAUUAUGCCAGAGUGCGUGCCAUGUCCUGCGGCAGACCCGUGCGCGCCGACCGCCGGCAUUAAGUCGGGUCCGCGCGACGGCAAGCCCAUCGACGGAAAGCAGGACAACCCCUGCGCCUGCCGCUCCUGCUGUUGCGGCAAGAAUCCUAUACUAAACCCAUGCUAUAAACAACCGAAGAUCCCGGAUUCGUACGCGCCGCGGCGCUGCUACCUGAAGCCAACCGCGCCAGUGGAGACAUGCACUACAUACAAACUGUCGUACUUGCCGACUGAUGGCUGCGCCAAUCUGCGCGGUGUUGCGCGCAAGCAGCCGCCCAAUAUCGUGCCCAGUUGCGAGCCUAUGGAGUCAUGCACUGUACAGAAGCUCUCGUUCUUACCGAACCCGGUAUGCGUAACGCAGCCUAUCAGGCCAUGCCACCACGACAUGUGGGGGCAGGGGCCCAUGCAGAAUGUAACCACACAGCGACACGACUUCGUGCCCAAGCCUUGCGUACUACGCGAGAGCUGCAAGCCGCCACACAAGUAUCAUAGUGUGGAACAACCAUUUGAAAACAAGACAGUGAACAAGCUGUCAUAUUUGCCGCCGGAGCGUAUGGAGAUUACGAAGUCGUUCGCACCGGAGCGUUGCUACGAGCGCCCUGCAGCCAAGAUGGAGGGAAAUACCACACAUAAAAUGAGCUACUUGCCCAAUAAGGUACUCCCCAAGGAGCCUUUACCUUGGGCUUGCAAGGGUCAAUACCAGAAACCUUGUCAAAGAAUAGACGGCAACACCACUUAUGGACUUAGUUUUUUGGAUGCGAAGAGCGACUGUCGCCGGCGCGCCAUCUUGCCAAACUCCUGUGUCAAUCCUGUCACGCCCUCUAAGAGAUUUGAGUCCGGCACUAUUUAUAAUAACAGUUACUUGCCCGUGGAAGCCGAAAGACCGCCGAUGGUGAAACCGAAUCCCAACAUAGUGCCGUCUACUGCUAUGAUGGAUGGAGAUACCGUACACAAGCUCUCGUUUCUGCCGAACCCUGUGUGCGUCACACAACCGAUCCGACCUUGCCACCACGACAUGUGGGGACAGGGGCCUAUGCAGAAUCUCACAACUGCACGCCACGACUUUGUACCUAAGCCCUGCUCAAUCAGAGAAUCCUUCAAGCCUCCAGCGAAGUUCCAUUGCGUUGAGCAACCGUUUGAAAACCGCACAGUGAACCGGCUGUCGUACCUGGACCCUGGCCGGCAGGAAGUGACGGAGUCCUAUGCACCUAUCAAGUGCUACGAAAGACCAUCGGCCAAAAUGGAGUCGUCAACGGUACACAAGAUGUCGUACCAGCCAGUGUGCGCGCCGGCGCCGCAGCGCCCGCCCUGGGCCUGCAAGGGACAGUACCAGAAGCCAUGCCAGCGGUUGGAGAGCACGACAGUGUACAAGUCAUCGUUCCUGCCGCCGGGCGAGGAUUGCUCCGAGUAUAUGGACCCCUGCGCGUACGGGGAUUGUAAACCUUGUGAAUGUAUGUGUCCUGCGGAGUGCAUUGCGACAGAUCCUUGUGCGUGUACAUUCCCUAAAGCGGAGUGUUGCACGUGAGGCCGCCAUCUUGUGCGACAUGUCAAAAUUCAAGUGCUUUGCCGCCAAAACAAGAUGGUGCUUAAAAAAGGUUAAUUUAAUAGUGAAUCUCCACUGUCGUAACAUUUGUAUUACGAUAAUAUUGACGUCUCUAUUUUCUGUGUAAAGAAUGAGAUAGCAAUAGUAUUUGUGUACAAGUGUCACGAAAUUUGAAAUUCACAGGUAACAGGUAACUAUUUUUUACUAUUUGACUGUAUUUAAGUAAUU